CAAUAAAAAAAAUAUUGCAUGAGCGGUUAAGAUAUUCGAUUUAAACACACGAUGUCUCUCAUCUCUCUCUCUUCUCUCUCGUUGUUGUGAUAUAUAAUCUAAGGUUUCUAAAUCUCAACUUUUGUUGUCUCCUUAAAAUUUUCUCAGAAACAUCUCUCCGUCAUUUGUUCCUUAGUUUUGUAAUCAAUCUUCACGACUCCUCAGGCACUGUACUGGGAAUAUCUCUGUCUUUUCCUUUCUCCUUCAUUUCCUCUCUCACUCUUUCAAAAAUCCAGUAAUUAUUUUAGGUCAUCUUUGUUUUUUUUUUUUUUGGGAAAUUUUAAAAUUGUUAUGAAUAUUUCAGGUACCUCAUUGAAGGUCAUAUGAGAACAGGAACGGAGUUCUCCAACGAUCGGAGUUAUUGUUUCUUGAGAGGGAAUGGCUUCAACACCUUGUGCGGCAUGCAAGCUCUUGAGGCGCAAAUGCACUCAAGAAUGUGUGUUUGCGCCGUAUUUUCCACCAACUAAUCCUCAAAAGUUUAUAUGUGUUCACCGAGUCUUUGGAGCAAGCAAUGUAACAAAGAUCCUUAACGAUCUCCACCCUGACCAACGUGAAGAAACUGUUAAUUCUCUCUUCUAUGAAGCCGAGGCGCGUAUACGUGACCCAAUCUACGGAUGCGUUGGACUCAUAUCCUUCUUACAACAAUACCUCAAGAAAGUCCAACAGGAUCUUGUCACUGCUAAAGAAGAGCUUUCUGGUUACAUGGGACCUGAUGCUGUGAUUCCGCCGCCUUACCUUCCUCCUCUAGGUAACAAUCCUCCACCCAAUUUCAUGAUGUCUAUGGAAGGAAUGCCACUUGGAGUGAUCCCUCAAGGAGAACCCUUGAUGAUACGUGAACCAAACUUGUCUCAGCAACAUCAACCGCAAGAUGAGCAGUUGCAAUUCAUGGCAUCUGAUGCACAGAGAAUGGCUGCAAUGAUGAUGGAGAGAGGAGACCAACAAGGGAUGUUCAAUGGUUACGGAAUUGGCAACAAUGGGUCGGUUACAGCCACGGGUUAUAACCAAAUGGAUGUGAAUGAUCACGGUGCUGGUGGGUCGUUGUCUGGACCAUCUCUUGCUUUAGGAAGCUUUGGUGAUCCUUAUCAGAUGGGUCAAGAGGCAGACCAUGGUCAUAUCAACCAUGAUCAACUUCAGACACAACUCAUGCUUCAGCCUCCAUUACAAGAAGGUCAAGAGCAAACAGAGGAAGGACAGUUUCUGAUGCAACCAAUGGGACAAGAGAAUCUCCAUGAAGAAGAGGAGGAGGGAGAGCUUGAACCACCGGUUAAAUGGAGGAAAUCUGAGAACAAGGAAGCUAGUUUUUAAGAGGCAAUUGCAA
Camelina sativa (false flax) is the source of this 1357-nucleotide messenger RNA. The record is from RefSeq and is a predicted model, not a curated record. NCBI's taxonomy places the organism in Eukaryota, Viridiplantae, Streptophyta, Magnoliopsida, Brassicales, Brassicaceae.